AUCAGUCAGAUUUCCCAUCAUCCCUCUGCAGGUCGGUUGCCAUAGUAACCCGUGCUCCCGCCACCGGCCGCGCGCUGCAGUGAGCAGAGACACGGUGAGUCACAGACGGCAGCUCCGGAGACCCGGAGGACACUCCGGGGACACGGGGACAGAGACCGACAGACGGACCGGACACAGCGACACACCGCUGUUAGCCUGUUAGCUUCUCAGCUGCUGAUGCUGCGGAGGCGACCGACGAUCACCAACUGUUAAUGAAGAGGAGGCAACGUCCGCAGCAACGCGUCAACAUCACAGCGACUACACAGAGACUACAGCAACCACAGAGAGAUUACAAUAACCAGAGAGACUACAGCAAUUUGAGAGAUUACGACAACCUGAGAGACUACAGACAGAUUACAGCAACCUGAGAGAAUAUAGAGAGACUACAGCAACCACAGCAAACUGAGAGAAUAGAGACUACAGCAACCAAAGCAACCUGAGAGUUUACAGCAACCUGAGGGACUACAGCAACCACAGAGAGACUACAGCAACCUGAGAUAUUACAGCAACCAGAGAGAUCACAGCAAUCUGAGAGAUUACAGCAAACACAGAGACCUGAGAGAUUACAGCAACCUGAGAGACAAUAUCAACCACAGAGAGACCACAGCAAUCUCAGAGACUACAGCAACCACAGAGACUAGAGCAACCACAGCAACCUGAGAGACUACAGCAACCUCAGAGAGAUUACAGCAACCAACCUAAGGAGACUUCAGCGCUCCAGCAUCAACUAACAACCAGAGUUUGUUUAAUGACAACCAUGUUGCCUCAACCUGACAGCAGCAACAGAACCUGCAGCAACUACACAUAGAGCAACCAGAUGUAGUGUUUACUAAUCUCACCUACAGCAACUGAACCUGCGGCAACUUGGAAAUAAAUUUAGGAUAUUUGGCACACAACAUAUUGCUUCAUGAAGAGCAACCAGCAACAAGACUGUCGGUGUUUAAAAAUCACAGAUUGCUUCAACCUAAAAGUUUUAAGGACUGCGGCAACCAAACUUUCAGCAACUGAACCCUCAGCAACUACAUCUAUGGCAACAUUGAAACAAAUAGUUGACACCCACCAUGUUUCUUUGUUCACUACAGCAACUACAUGAACAGAAACGAGCAACCAGACAGUUGAUGGUUGCUUCAGUCUGAACAGCAACGCAUACCUCAACUUCAUCUUCAGCAACCAGCAACUCAACUCCUUCAUCCAGCACAUGGGCGUCCCCUCAGACUGAUCAGCUGAUCUGGAGGCAGGUGGGUACCUGCAGAGAAAAAUGGACCAAUCAGACGAGACUUAAUUUAAGAACAUGUAACGUCAGCUGACAGCCUCAGGUGGAGUUAAGCCCCUCCCCCCUGUUCAGGUGAAGACCAAUAGGAUGAGCCUGCUGAAGGAGGCGGAGCCUGGACCGGAGAUGGACGCCAAGGUGCAGACCUGGGCUCAGUCUCUGGUUUACACUCUGGAGGAACUCGAGUGUAAAAUCUGCUACAACCGAUAUGACGCUCGCAGCCGGAAACCAAAACUGCUUGGCUGUCUGCACCGAGUCUGCGCCAAGUGUCUGAAGAAGCUGCUGGACAUGGGUGAAUCCUCGCCGUCCAUCAUCAGCUGUCCGUUCUGUCGCCAUGAGACCCCCGUCCCUGACGAGGAGGUGUGGUUGAUGGAGGACGACCGACACAUCCUGGCUGUUUUGUCAUGUCAGGACCGAGCCCGGCGAGGAGGAGGAGGAGGAGGAGCAGGAGGAGAGGAGGUAGUGCUGAGCCCCAGCAGUCUGACUGGUGGCGGUGGCGUGGACUCGUCCCACCGCUCCUCUGACUGUCUGGUCAUCACCAUCAUGGAGCUGCCGGAAGAGUCCCCAUCCUCUGAUUCGCUGAGCAUGCUGAACGUGGUGUACCGCCCCCCCAGCUUGGACUCUCUCCCCUGCAGGCUGCCGGCACACAAGUGUCGCGCCUGGACGUCCCGCAGCGUCCCUCGCUGCCUGCUGGGGGCGCUCUGCCUGGUGUACUUCAGCUCCCUGCCUCUGGGGAUCUACCUGCUGAUGACGGGUCAGCUGUGGCUUGGUGUGGUCCUGGUGAGUCUGGUUCCCUCCACGCUGCUGCUGCUUGUCCUGUAUGGCUUCUGUCAGUGUCUGUGUCACGAGCUACUGGAGGCGGCUGCUGCACGCCGCACGCUGCCCUGAGACCACACAGGAGCCACCAGAUACACCAGGACCUGGACCAACACCAGGACCAGCAUCUGGACCAGGAUCAACACCAACACCAGGACCUGGACCAGGACCUCCCCAACCCGUCCCCCUCUGAAUACCAGCACCCCCCCUUCCCCCAACCCCUCAGGUGGUGACAUCAUCACAGAGGGGAUGCGGAGUGUAUUUCUCUGAUGUUUUACUGUGAAAAUUUUCUUUGUCACUUCCUCAUGGACAAACUGAGAACAAAAAUUGUAUUUUUAUUUUAUAUGUAUGCAUAAUGUAUGUAUUAUAUAUAUAUAUAUAUA
This is a messenger RNA of Centropristis striata (black sea bass), 2508 nucleotides long. RefSeq names its product E3 ubiquitin-protein ligase RNF182. Lineage: Eukaryota; Metazoa; Chordata; Actinopteri; Perciformes; Serranidae. The coding region runs from base 1400 to 2197 and encodes 265 amino acids. The record is from RefSeq and is a predicted model, not a curated record. The transcript is spliced from 8 exons.